GCGCUGCAUAUAAAAAAUUAUAUAGUGUAUAUCUUGUGUAUAUUGUGUAUAUCUUCCGUAUACGAUUCGAUUGACUCAUUCUGGUGGACUGUGUGGAGUGUGCAGCAUGUCUGAGAAACCUACUGUUUUGAUUUUGGGUGGCUGCGGAUUCAUUGGGCGCAACUUGCUCACUUAUCUGCUGGACAAUGAACUGUCGCAGGAAAUACGCAUAGCUGAUAAGACGCCGCCACAAAUGGCCUGGUUGAACGAGGAGCAGACCAGGGCCUUUGAGAGUGAUAAAGUUGAGUUUUGCAGCGCCAACUUAAUAAAUGCCGCCUCAGUCAGGCUGGCGUUUGCACCACACCCAACGACGGGCCGUGCCUGGGAUGUGGUCAUCAACUGUGCGGCCGAGACGCGUGCCAAUCAAGACGAUAGCGUCUACAAGGAGGGCAUUCUCAAGCUGAGCCUACACUGUGCCAAUGAGGCGGCCACACAGCGGGUCAAGCGCUAUGUGGAGCUCAGCUCUGGCUGCGUGAACAGCAGCGACAAGGCGCCGCUGAAGGAGGACUGCAAACUGGAGCCCUGGACGGGUGUGGCCAAGCAGAAGCUGAAGGUUGAAAAGGAACUGUCAGCCAUUAACGAUCUCAGCUACACAGUGGUACGCCUGCCCGUUGUCUAUGGCAUUGGCGAUAAGCGCUACUUAAUGCCGCGCAUUAUAAUCGCUGCCAUUUACAAAUACCUCAACGAGACAAUGAAACUGCUUUGGAACGAUGCCAUGCGCCUGAAUACGGUGCACGUAUCGGAUGUGUGUGCCGCGAUUUGGCAACUGGCGCAGAGUCCCAAAACCAAUGGCCAGGUUUACAACAUUGUGGAUGAUUCAGCAUCAACGCAGGGGAGCAUCAGCAACCUGCUGGUGGAUAUUUUCAACAUCAAUGUGGACUACUUUGGCAUUGUCAUGUCGAGCUUGACCAAGCUUUACCCCACGGACACGGUGGGGGAGAUCAACGACAAGCAUAUGGCACCCUGGGCAGAGAUUUGUCAACGCAACGGCAUUGAGAAUACCCCGCUAACGCCAUACCUCGACGAGGAGCAGCUCCAUCACAAGCAUCUCUACUUGGAUAACACUAAACUGAAAGACUUUGGCUAUGUGCUGCAGCACCCGCGCCUCACGCGGGACCUACUCAUGGAGAUGAUCGAUGACUAUGCGAAGCAGCAGUUGUUCCCCAAGUCAUUGACGCUUUGACUCUCCAUUUGAACCAUUCGGUAGCACUACGUUGAUAUGCACACAAGACAUUUACAGCCUUAUCCUUUAGCUAGUAAGCCCAAGAGUUUUUACAAUUGAAAUUCGUAAUAUGUAGAUCUUCCAAUUUUUAUACGAUACUGAUGCUGUAUCCCCUCCCCCCUUCUCUACAAUUAUCUGCCCACUAAAGUGUACUUAUAGUAUUAUAGAACCAAUCAUUUUGAUACAUUCCAAUCAAACGUACAUAUACAAAAAUAUGUAUAUAUAUAUGUAUGUAUAUAUGCAUAUGUAUAUCAAUGAUGAGACUAACAAAUUUGUAUUGUAUUGUGAUUCAGCCAAGACAAUUAAAGAUGUACGCACUGGUUUUUUGUAGAGUUUA
Drosophila obscura is the source of this 1598-nucleotide messenger RNA. RefSeq lists its product as uncharacterized. Lineage: Eukaryota; Metazoa; Arthropoda; Insecta; Diptera; Drosophilidae. The record is from RefSeq and is a predicted model, not a curated record. Bases 107 to 1222 code for a protein of 371 amino acids. The transcript has 5 exons.